AUGGCCUUUUCCUUCGGUACGCCCUCCAGCACUGCUGGCCAGGCGAAUAACGCUGCCACCUCCUCUGCGCCCGCCUCGGGUUCUUUGUUUGGGUCAUCGUCCAAGCCUGCUGCCACCACCACCACCAGUCUCUUUGGCCAAGCGACAAACACUCCUGGCUUUUCUUUUAACAACGCAAACGCAAACCCCAGCUCAACCCCCUCGUCGACUGGCGGCGGCGGUCUAUUCGGUAACACAGCGUCCAAGCCUGCAGAGCAGAAGCCCUUGUUUGGCGCUGCCUCGACCACACCGGCACCCGCUGCGAGCACCCCUACUUCAACAGGCGGCGGACUAUUCGGCGGCGGCAGUGGUGCUCAAUCUGCCCCCAGCGGUGGUUUGUUUGGAGGCGGAAGCACGCAGCCUGCGUCCGGUGGAAUGUUUGGAAACAACAAACCGGCCGAAACGACCCCAGUCUCAAGCGCUGUAAACACUACGUCCACGACCGCAGGCACUUUCCCAUCAGGGGGCCUGUUUAGUAACAAGGCGCCAGAAUCUAGCACACCAGCGUCCCAGCCGGGCGGUCUCUUUGGUGGUGCAUCCAAGACCGGCACGACUACGUCGCUAUUUGGAUCCAACAGCACUACGCCUGCUGCCCCAGCAGCUGCAAAUACUGCUUCGAGUUCCCUCUUCGGUGCGGCAAGCACAGCUCCGGCCACGAGUGCACCUGCUGCUUCUGCCACGUCUACCUCGUCCACAUCCCUAUUUGGUUCAGCGAAUCCGGCUGGCUCGGCCACGAAUGCAACUCCUGCAAAGCCUUUGUUCGGGCUGAAGUCUACGACUCCAGCAGGACUUCCCCCGAUGGGUGCUCAGAGAAAAGAGGAGUUGAAGCCAGCAAGCGGUGGUUUGUUCGGCAACCAGAGCUCAGCGGCACCCAAGACCGGGCCCGGCUUGUUCGGUAAUGCUGGAGGCACUCCUGCGUCGAGCAGCACUCCCACAACUACAGCUGCUGCAGGCUCUUUAUUCUCAAAUGCAAAGCCCCCUGCUACGGAACCUACUGCAUCAGCAGCACCAUCAGCAACGUCAUUAUUUAGCAAGCCGGCGGAUUCUGCUCAAGCCAAGCCAGCCGCUGCUGUUGGUUCAAGUGCCCCGAUCACUACAGCUGGCGGGUCUUCCGGUCUCUUUGGUGGCGCCGCAUCCUCGACUCCUGCAACUACAGCCCCUUCGACCGGGGGACUUUUUGGGGGUGUGAACAAGCCUGCGGUCACGACACCUACGACUGAAGCGCCCAAGGCUGCUGGAGGUCUUUUCGGUGGCGCCAGCGCUACAACACCUUCCACGACUGCAGCUGAAAAGCCAUCGCCAUUUGGCAGUGUUAAGCCUGCGACUAGUUCAGCACAACCUGUUGCAACUGGUGCCGCAACAACAGCGACCAGCUCUAUCCUAGGAGGUGCGAAGCCUGCCAAUGCUCUUGGCACAACAAAUGCUUCCGCUGCUUUGGGGGCCUCAACCACCGGGCCUACAUCGCAGUUGGCCCGCCUGAAGAACAAGACCAUGGACGAGAUCAUUACCCGGUGGGCCACCGAUCUUUCCAAAUACCAAAAGGAAUUCAAGGAGCAAGCUGCUCAAGUGGCCGCGUGGGAUCGCCUACUGGUCGAAAAUGGGGCCAAGAUUCAAGAGCUCUAUCUGAACACGUAUGAGGCCGAGAGGGCGAGUCGUGAUGUUGAACGCGUUCUCUCCAACCUAGAAGACUCACAAGGCGAGCUUGAGGGCUGGCUGGAUAAGUACGAGGCCGAGGUCGACCAAAUGUUCUCGCGCGAUAUCGGCCGGGCGGAUACUUUGGCUGGUCCGGAUCAGGAACGCGAAAAGACGUACAAGUUGGCCGAGAAGCUCACUGAUCGCUUGGAUGAGAUGGGUAGAGACCUCUCCAAGAUGAUCAAGGAGAUCAAUGAUAUCUCAGGUACACUCAGCAAGGGCAACAAGCCUGAUGACCCUCUGAGCCAAAUCGUCCGUGUGCUCAACAACCACCUUGCUCAACUUCAAUGGAUUGACACGAAUGCUGCGGCAUUACAAGCCAAGGUUAACGCUGCACAAAAAGCAGGUGCAACAAUCGGCAACCAAUAUGGUGGCCAGGAACAAGACGCUGCCGAGAGCUUCUAUCGCUCCUAUCUGGGCGGCCGGAGAUAA
Messenger RNA from Truncatella angustata, 2163 nucleotides. RefSeq names its product Nsp1-like C-terminal region-domain-containing protein. The transcript has 2 exons. Gene Ontology annotation, biological process: protein import into nucleus; RNA export from nucleus. The coding region runs from base 1 to 2163 and encodes 720 amino acids. Gene Ontology annotation, cellular component: nuclear pore central transport channel; nuclear pore. NCBI's taxonomy places the organism in Eukaryota, Fungi, Ascomycota, Sordariomycetes, Amphisphaeriales, Sporocadaceae. Gene Ontology annotation, molecular function: phospholipid binding; structural constituent of nuclear pore. The record is from RefSeq and is a predicted model, not a curated record.